Messenger RNA from Acanthosepion pharaonis, 816 nucleotides. The record is from the annotation of a GenBank genome assembly. NCBI's taxonomy places the organism in Eukaryota, Metazoa, Mollusca, Cephalopoda, Sepiida, Sepiidae.
AUGUCUAUUUCUCUCCCUGAUGUCUCCCCUAUUUAUCUCUAUUUUGAUGUCUUCUCUCUCUCUCCCCAUCAAUCUAUGUAUAAUUUUCUGUCUUCUAUUUCUUCUCUCUCUCUCUGUCUCUGGAAUCAAUCUCUCUCUCUGUCUCUUUGUCUAACUUCUCUCUCUCUCUCUCUCUCUCUCUGUUUUCUGUUGAUUCUCUCUCUCUCUCUCUCUUUCUCUCUCUCUCUAUCUUGUUCUCUCUCUCUGUCUGGAGAAAAUUCUCUCUCUCUCUUUUGGAGUGACCUACUUCUCUCUCUCUCUCUGUCUGGAGUCUUAGUUUUUCUCUCUCUCUGUCUGGAGUCUCUACUUUUCUCUCUCUCUGUCUGGAGUUUUUACUUAAUCUCUGUAAAAAAUUUUCUCUCUCUCUCUGUCUGGAGUCUCUACCUCUCAUUCUGUCUGGAGUCUCUGAAAAGAUGGAGCUCUGUUGUCUCCCUGAAUUUUUUCUCUCUGGUGUCCCUCCCUGUCUUUUUCUUUAGUGUCUCCCUCUUCUUCAAACUACUUGUCUAUUUAUAUAGUGUCUCCCCUAUUUUCUCUGAUAUCUCUUUGCAUUUAUCUCUCUCUCUCUCUCUGGUGUCUCCCCUAUUUUUAACAUUCCCAUUUUUCCUUUCUAUAUUAGGUUCACUUUCUCUCACAUUUGCUCAAUAUUUUUAUGUAUCAUCCAAUCUUUCUAAACACUCUAUUGCAUCUCCUUCAAACACUUUAUCAAUAAAUCUAAACCCCAAAAUGAGUAUUUUAAUGCAGUUAUCUAUUUUUCUGAAAUCUUUAUUCUUUUCAUAA